UUCAUCGUUUUCUCAUUCCCCAUAACCAAUCCCCCACUGCUGCUUUCUCUGUUUCUCCUCUGGACCACGGAUUCAUCCCUCCCAACUUGUUCUCCAUUUUCAACUGUGUCAGAUAUCGCACCCCUGUGACGACUUAGUCCUCUUUUCUUCAUUUAUUUUAUUCUAGUUCUGACUCCUAAUACUUUUGCUUUUCUCUCUGCUUUUUUAAUUCCAGUCUUUGUUAGGUUUGAAAGCUAUUAAAUACUUUCUAGUUCACUAACCCUUGUCCCUAUUACAUUUACAUUUCUUCUUCCUCCUCUUCUUCUUAAUCCUCACGUUUCGCAGUCGUAGCUAUUGUUUUCUCUAAUGGCUAUUGAGUUUUUCUCAGGAAAUUCUGGGGAUCCCGUGAGUCCAAGAAUCUCAUUCUCUUAUGACUUUCAUUCUAAUGCAAUCCCAGUUGAGCAACACCUUUCUCGAUCAAAUUCCUGGGGUUUGAACAAUCCGUCCUUUGAUUUUGAUUUCUGUGUUCGUGAAAGCUUUGAUCAGGAGGCGUCUUCAGCCGAUGAGCUUUUCUCAGAUGGGAGGCUCCUUCCCUCUGAAAUCAAGAAGAAGAAGAAGAAGAAUUUUCCCCAGAAACAAACAGAUCAUCAUCAGUUUCUGUUGCCCCAUCAGCAUAGAUCUCCACCCCCAGAAGCUGUUCGAGAAAAUGUCUCAAUCAUGAAGGUUUCGAAGCCAGAGAGGCUCAAAGAAGAAGCAGAUGUUGAAAAGCAAGUUCACAAUCACAAGUCAUUUUGGCGAUUUAAGAGAAGUAAGAGCUAUGGAACGGGGUAUGGAAGAAGCUUAUGCCCUUUGCCACUUCUAUCUCGAAGCUAUUCAACAGGAUCAACUUCGCCUUCUACCUCAAGUGUUAAGAAGAACAUGUCUGUGUCAAAAGAAGGUAAGAAUAACAAUACGCAGAAAUUGCAUGCUUCAGCAAGGUCUUCAUCUUCCUCGUUGUGUCACAACAGUUAUCUAAAACCUCCCCUGAAAAAAUCUCAAGCAUCUUAUGGUAAUGGCGUCCCUGUUAUUCUCCAUGUCCCAUCUGCAAAUCUAUUUGGGUUCGGUUCAAUCUUCUCCAAAAGUAAAGACAAGACAAAGAGGAAGUGAUUAUACAUUUCAUUGCGUGUUCUAUUCCAAUCAUUUUACUCUGAUCCUUAGAUUAGAUUAGUGAACUGUCAAUAUGGUCCUCCACAGAUAUUUCUUGUAAAGAAAGCGACCUUUUUUAUCUUUUCUGGUUGUACCGUGUGGUGAUGCAUUGAGAUAUGGGCAAAAGUUGUAUGAUCAAAGACAAAGUCAAACACAAGGAUGUUUGAUGGUUGUGCAGAGGAUUCAUAGUACAAUGGAGGCACAUGGUAAGAAACUCAUCCUUGUAUUGCUGUCUCUUCACUCUUGCUUAUUCUUCUGUCGCUCUGUUUUGUUCUUUGAUCAGAUCAGACCAUGGCUGUAUGCACUGAUUUUAUUUACUUAUCUAUUUAUAUAUUUAUUGCUUCUUGUUCUGUGUGAUCAACUUUAGAUAGAACAAUCAAGUAAUGACACAGAGACGGUGGUUGUCCAGUUGAAUGCCCGAAGAGCUUGCUCUGUUUUUCUUGUCAUUA
Messenger RNA from Neltuma alba, 1613 nucleotides. RefSeq lists its product as uncharacterized. The transcript has a single exon. NCBI's taxonomy places the organism in Eukaryota, Viridiplantae, Streptophyta, Magnoliopsida, Fabales, Fabaceae. The record is from RefSeq and is a predicted model, not a curated record. The coding region runs from base 346 to 1125 and encodes 259 amino acids.